Messenger RNA from Annulohypoxylon maeteangense, 960 nucleotides. RefSeq names its product kinase-like domain-containing protein. Lineage: Eukaryota; Fungi; Ascomycota; Sordariomycetes; Xylariales; Hypoxylaceae. Bases 1 to 960 code for a protein of 319 amino acids. The record is from RefSeq and is a predicted model, not a curated record. The transcript is spliced from 4 exons. Gene Ontology annotation, biological process: protein phosphorylation. Gene Ontology annotation, molecular function: protein kinase activity; ATP binding.
AUGGCAUCCAACAUAAUAGGAAAGUCCAGUCGCGUGUACGUUCCGGGCGAGGUGCUCCAGCACCAUCAUAAGGACCACAAGCUUAGCAUCUUCAAAGCGCAGUCCGAACAUGAGGUUUUCGUCUUCAAGCGCGUACCCAGGUCGUUCUACGAUUUGUCUCUACGUCUCGCAGCCGAGUUUGCAGGCUCCCGUCGGCUUCGAAUGCACAUCGAUUGCAACCAGGAAGAAUGCAUUCUAAUUUAUCCCUAUUUCAGAGGCACCCUCCUGUCCUUGAUCCAGGACGAGCCGGGCCUUCAUGUGCUAGAACGAAAGAAAAUCAUGCGACAUACAGGAGAAGCAAUACAAGAACUUCAUUCCAAAGACUGGAUCCAUAUUGAUGUGAAGCCUGACAACAUUUUGGUUAAUUGGACCUGCGACGAACAGGGCAAUGUAACAGUCACUAAUGUAGCCCUGGGUGAUUUUGAUAUUGCUUAUAAGUCGGAAAACGGAGAACUUCGUCAGACACCUUAUGCAAUAGGCAAUGCGAUGUGGCGAAGCCCAGAAGGACAGACGGGAAUGGGUGUUACCAAGGCAUCCGAUAUAUUUUCGUUUGGACUCGUAUGCAUAUAUGCCCUCGGGGGCGGAGAACUCCUGCUUUUAAAUGAUUACCAGGAGCUAGCAAAAAGGGGUAUACCCCCGGAACAAGAGAUUUUGAUUCGACACUUUUCGUAUUUUGGGCUAGUCCCCGAAGGGCUCCUUCAGCAAGUCAAUAGUGAUGUUUGGCGUGAUGCUUUGAUGGAGGCGUCAGCAGCGGCUGAGAGCGCAGUCAAGGACCAGCCUGAGAUGAAGUUUGAACAUUGGGGGAGGGAAAUUGGUCCCGAGGCACAGAGCAUGAUAUCUACAAUGGUAAACCCAGAUCCAUCGACUAGAGCAAUGAUAGAUGAAGUCUUAGCGCAUCCAUGGUGGCAGGAUGAUUCUUAA